UAUUUGCAACUCAGUGUUUAAUUCUUGAUAUGGAUAAUGUGCAUCUACCUCGCAUGUAUAAAAGCUAACUACCGAACACAAUUUUUUUAAUUAGUGCCACCAUGAACACCAGAGUUCUUGCUUUAUCACUAACUUUUGCAGCACUUUGUAUUAUACCGUCAGAAUUGCAACAAACGAACAAUUCCACAUGCUCUACUAAAGUAAUGUCUGCAGCGUACUGUAUUGUACAACGAAUCAAACAAAAAAUUAAUGCCUUGCAACUCAACACAGCUAGCCAAUCUGAAAAAAUAUGUUUCGCGAGUGGCUUGGCAGACGUCAUAAAUGGACUGUUUAUUACAACUGGAGGUCUCGUUUGUACUCUGGCUCAAAUUUUGGAGUCAUUACUUGGAGGACUCCUAGGUGGCCUUUUGGGAUAAAUUAUGAUUAUUAAAUAUGGGUAC
This is a messenger RNA of Photinus pyralis (common eastern firefly), 440 nucleotides long. RefSeq lists its product as uncharacterized. The coding region runs from base 102 to 416 and encodes 104 amino acids. Lineage: Eukaryota; Metazoa; Arthropoda; Insecta; Coleoptera; Lampyridae. The record is from RefSeq and is a predicted model, not a curated record. The transcript is spliced from 3 exons.